This is a messenger RNA of Racocetra persica, 177 nucleotides long. Lineage: Eukaryota; Fungi; Glomeromycota; Glomeromycetes; Diversisporales; Gigasporaceae. The record is from the annotation of a GenBank genome assembly.
AGUCCACUAGAAGUUAUUCUUCCUCUGCAAAAUAAAAACAAUGCACUUUUCUCGCAACUUAACCACUCCAGGAUCAGUGGUUCUAAGAAGGAGUCAGUUAUGCACCCUAUUCUUAUUCUAAGUAAAACUGCACUACAAACAUCUGUAAAUGAGACAAAAUAUAACUGCUAUUUAUGA